GCGCUCGGCUCGGUCCGCCCCACCCCGCGGGCGGUCACUGCGGCGCAGUCGCGGCGCCGCCAUCGCGGGCAGAUGCAGGCGAUCAAGUGUGUGGUGGUGGGCGACGGAGCUGUAGGGAAGACCUGCUUGCUGAUCAGUUACACCACAAAUGCCUUUCCUGGAGAAUACAUUCCCACCGUGUUUGAUAAUUAUUCUGCCAAUGUGAUGGUGGAUGGAAAGCCAGUGAACCUGGGCCUCUGGGACACAGCAGGGCAAGAAGACUAUGACCGACUGCGGCCUCUUUCCUAUCCACAGACGGAUGUUUUCUUGAUCUGCUUCUCCCUUGUGAGUCCAGCCUCCUUUGAGAAUGUCCGAGCUAAGUGGUACCCUGAGGUCCGACACCAUUGCCCAAAUACACCUAUUAUCCUGGUGGGCACCAAGCUGGACUUGAGGGAUGAUAAGGACACCAUUGAAAGGUUACGUGAUAAGAAACUGGCCCCCAUCACCUAUCCUCAAGGCUUGGCCAUGGCUCGGGAGAUCGGGUCAGUAAAGUACCUCGAAUGCUCUGCCCUGACGCAGCGGGGCUUGAAGACGGUGUUUGAUGAAGCCAUCCGGGCUGUGCUCUGCCCACCGCCUGUGAAGAAGCCUGGCAAAAAGUGUACCAUGUUUUGAGGGCUGUGGCCUUGGUGUUGGCUCAGCAUGCUGUCAUCCUCUGACAGAUUGCAUAUUAAGCUGGGUGUUUCUGAAGGGGGCUGGGAUGUGUAGGGCCCUUCAUCAUGUAUGAAGUCAGUGUUUUUUAAAUGUCUCUUUGAUUUAACGUCAGUGUUGAUGUGAAGGGGCAGUGGGGACAGGAGACCAGCUGGGGACUAUACAGCCCCCAGGGGAGGUACAGCGGGAAAGGCAAGGUAGCUCCUUCAGGCAACAAGCUGUUUUGGCUCUCCUGAACUCCAAGUGGAAAGGGCUGAGACAUCCAUCCUGUUCUGGAAACACCUGUUUUCAACCUGCACGUGAAACAGGUGGUGAACAUCGUGGUGGGAGUAGGGAGGGAGCUGAUUUCAAUGGUGCUGAAAGACAAGAGUAGCUGGGAGGAUGGCAGGGUCUCCUUGCCCAGCCUGCUGUGGCUAACAGUUAACAAACUGGUGCUCUAGCAGAGUGUUCCUAAGACUGUUAGAAAAAUCAUAACCAGCCCUGGAAGGGGUCAGAGUAAAUGAGAAGCUGAAAAAUGAAUCAUGAGGUGCUUUAUUGGGUACUAGCCAAACUCUGUGAGUGAAACAGCUCUGUGCAAUCAAUGCAUUUGCCUUUUUGUGUGUGCACACCCUAGGACAGCAUGGUGCUGCUUCCCCCCAUUAGUCUUUAGCAGGGCCUCCCCCCAAAAUCCAGUCUCUGCAGAGCAGGGCUGGGUUGUUGCCUCUAGUUUUUUUUUUUUUUUUUCUACUAAAGACAACAAAGGAAGCAGUGAGGAGUCUGCUAGCUUCUUUCCCUUCCCACUGAAAAUGCAGACAGACUCUGGAUUUGAAUGGAACAGGGAGAGCUUCUGAAGGGUUGUGGGGGGGGAACAGGGUUGGAAGAGAGGUCCAAUUUCUAAUCAUCAUGUAGAGUGACAAGAUAAAACCUUAUUUGGUGCAAUAAACAUUCUCCAUGAAGGUG
This is a messenger RNA of Melospiza melodia melodia, 1626 nucleotides long. RefSeq names its product Rac family small GTPase 3 (gene RAC3). Gene Ontology annotation, cellular component: neuron projection; cytoskeleton; cytoplasmic vesicle. The transcript is spliced from 6 exons. Gene Ontology annotation, molecular function: GTP binding; protein kinase binding; GTPase activity. The coding region runs from base 73 to 651 and encodes 192 amino acids. Gene Ontology annotation, biological process: regulation of actin cytoskeleton organization; engulfment of apoptotic cell; establishment or maintenance of cell polarity. The record is from RefSeq and is a predicted model, not a curated record. Lineage: Eukaryota; Metazoa; Chordata; Aves; Passeriformes; Passerellidae.